Microthlaspi erraticum is the source of this 249-nucleotide messenger RNA. The record is from the annotation of a GenBank genome assembly. Lineage: Eukaryota; Viridiplantae; Streptophyta; Magnoliopsida; Brassicales; Brassicaceae.
AUGGGAAGGGGAAGGGUUCAGCUACGGCGGAUCGAGAACAAGAUAAGGAGACAAGUGACAUUUUCGAAGCGAAGGACGGGUUUGGUGAAGAAAGCUCAAGAGAUCUCUGUGUUAUGUGAUGCUGACGUUGCUUUGAUCGUCUUCUCCCCCAAAGGCAAGCUCUUUGAGUACUCUGCUGGUUCCAGAUUGUGGAAAAGUGGUAGGUUUCACCUAGUAGAGAUUUAUGUGAAAUUGGCUGAGAUCUUUUGA